Molecule: messenger RNA, 936 nt
Organism: Gracilinanus agilis (Agile Gracile Mouse Opossum)
Lineage: Eukaryota; Metazoa; Chordata; Mammalia; Didelphimorphia; Didelphidae
Product: metabotropic glutamate receptor 4
Exons: 1
Biological process (GO): G protein-coupled glutamate receptor signaling pathway; regulation of synaptic transmission, glutamatergic
Cellular component (GO): membrane
Molecular function (GO): adenylate cyclase inhibiting G protein-coupled glutamate receptor activity
Source: RefSeq, a predicted model, not a curated record
AUGGAGCGCAUUCAUUGGCCAGGCGGGGGGCAGCAGCUCCCCAGCUCUAUCUGCAGCCUACCCUGCCAGCCCGGGGAACGGAAGAAGACGGUGAAGGGCAUCCCCUGCUGUUGGCACUGCGAGCCGUGUACAGGCUACCAGUAUCAGCAAGACCGCUACACCUGCAAGACCUGCCCCUAUGACAUGCGUCCCACAGAGAACCGCACGGGAUGCCAGCCCAUCCCCAUCAUCAAGCUAGAAUGGGGCUCCCCCUGGGCUGUGCUUCCUCUCUUCUUGGCCGUGGUGGGCAUCGUGGCCACCCUCUUCGUGGUGGUCACCUUUGUGCGCUACAACGACACGCCUAUCGUCAAGGCCUCCGGCCGGGAGCUCAGCUAUGUGUUGCUGGCUGGUAUCUUUCUCUGCUAUGCGACUACCUUCCUCAUGAUUGCUGAGCCAGACUUGGGCACCUGCUCAUUGCGCAGGGUCUUCCUGGGUCUGGGGAUGAGCAUCAGCUACGCCGCGCUGCUCACCAAGACCAACCGCAUCUACCGCAUCUUCGAGCAGGGCAAGCGGUCAGUGAGUGCCCCUCGAUUCAUCAGCCCUGCCUCGCAGCUGGCCAUCACCUUCAGCCUCAUUUCUCUACAGCUGCUGGGUAUCUGUGUCUGGUUCGUGGUGGACCCCUCCCAUUCGGUGGUUGACUUCCAGGACCAGCGGACACUGGACCCUCGAUUCGCCCGGGGGGUCCUCAAGUGUGACAUCUCGGACCUGUCGCUCAUCUGCCUAUUGGGCUAUAGUAUGCUGCUCAUGGUCACCUGCACCGUCUAUGCCAUCAAGACCCGUGGUGUGCCUGAAACCUUCAACGAGGCCAAGCCCAUUGGCUUCACCAUGUACACCACCUGCAUCGUCUGGCUUGCCUUUAUCCCCAUCUUCUUUGGGACCUCGCAGUCAGCUGAUAAG